AUGUUUUGUUAAAAGACGGAGGGAGUAUUCUUAAGAAUAACUUACAAGGAUCGACGUUCUCUAAUUACCGCGUUCAGUUCAACAUCAACCCUCUUCUCCCUUCUCUGCUUCUUCCUUUCAGAUCAAUUAAUAUUCUUACUUACCAUGCGUAUAGUGACUGUAUUUGGAUUUUGGACUUGAUGUUCCAAAAUUGUGGUGAAGAAGAAUGAGUAACUUGUUAACAAAUUUGUCGCAAAAGAGUGAGGUUGAUUCCAUCAUCAGAGACACCAUUGACAAGGUUCUUGUUCUCCGCUUUGGCCGUGUCUCUGAUCCUGUUUGUCUCCAGCUUGAUCAAAUUCUUUCUAAAGCAGCAAGAGAGGUGUCCAAAUUCGCAACAGUGGCACUGGUUGAUAUUGACUCUCCAGACAUUCAAGUCUAUGUCAAAUAUUUUGACAUCACUUUGAUUCCAUCUACUGUCUUUUUCUUCAAUGCUCAUCACAUGAAAAUGGAUUCUGGGACUGCGGAUCAUACUAAAUGGAUUGGUGCUUUUCAGAAAAAGCAAGACUUCAUUGAUGUGGUAGAGACAAUAUUUAGAGGAGCAAUGAAAGGAAAGCUCAUUGUGAAUUGUCCUCUCCCUCCUGAAAGGAUACCAAAAUACCAAUUACUGUACAAGGAUGUCUAAAUAUUAAAUUCAAACCCCCUGCCCUUUUUCCACUUUCUCUUAGGGCGGGGACAUUUAACUGACAGAUACUCAAAUGACAGUAAUUUUUUCUGUUUUUUCUUCUCAUCUUUUGCUUAGCUUAUGCUGACUCGUAAUUUGUCAUAUAAUUAUGGUGGCACGGUGAUUAUAAACGAAGAACAUAUGUACAAAGAAACUCACUGAUGUAAGGUUUUUCAUUAAAUUCAUUGUAGACAACAAAUAUCUCUUUAGAAAGAGAAUGCAUCAUUGUUAUUUUUAUCUCGAA
This is a messenger RNA of Cicer arietinum (chickpea), 944 nucleotides long. RefSeq lists its product as uncharacterized. The record is from RefSeq and is a predicted model, not a curated record. Lineage: Eukaryota; Viridiplantae; Streptophyta; Magnoliopsida; Fabales; Fabaceae. Gene Ontology annotation, cellular component: spliceosomal complex; U4/U6 x U5 tri-snRNP complex; U5 snRNP. Gene Ontology annotation, biological process: mRNA splicing, via spliceosome.